Messenger RNA from Pestalotiopsis fici W106-1, 282 nucleotides. RefSeq lists its product as uncharacterized. The coding region runs from base 1 to 282 and encodes 93 amino acids. The record is from RefSeq and is a predicted model, not a curated record. The transcript has 2 exons. NCBI's taxonomy places the organism in Eukaryota, Fungi, Ascomycota, Sordariomycetes, Amphisphaeriales, Sporocadaceae.
AUGUCUCAAAACAACCAGAGCGAGCACCCUAGCCUCGUUGGCGGACACGUCGAGUACAUUAAAGGUGCCGCAGAGUCUACAAUCGGCAGUGUCACCGGCUCCCAUGCAUGGCAAAGCUCCGGCGAGCAGGCCAAGGCACACGCCACUGGAGUCAUGAAGGCAGCUGGCGAGGCCCGCGAUGCAUCGCAACAAGGGUACGGCAAGGCAGAGGAGAUUGCCGGAAAGGUCACGGGCUGCGAGGGGAUGCAAAAGGAGGGUCUUGCCAGCAAGAAGCCCGAGUAA